Molecule: messenger RNA, 2134 nt
Organism: Bufo gargarizans (Asiatic toad)
Lineage: Eukaryota; Metazoa; Chordata; Amphibia; Anura; Bufonidae
Gene: PHF10
Product: PHD finger protein 10
Exons: 13
Coding region: 62-1606 (514 amino acids)
Cellular component (GO): npBAF complex
Source: RefSeq, a predicted model, not a curated record
GGACGCUCGGGGCGGGGUAUUGUACUAGUGGAGGUGCUGUUGGUUGUGGCGCCGGUGCAUCAUGGCUGCCGUCAUGUCACCGGCCAGGGCCCCGUGCGAUAGCGAUCCGGCCACUCCUGCGGCGCCGUCCCUGAAGGAAGAUAAUUCAAAUGAUGGAAGAGAUCUGGAGGAAAACUCCAAUGAUGGAAGUCAACCCCCCAAGAGAAGGCGUACAGCAUCUGGAGAAAGCUCCCCAAGCUGUGAAAAUUCAAACCAAGAUUUUGGCUCCAGCUAUUUCCCUGCUGAAAAUUUAGUUGAAUACAAAUGGCCAUCGGAUGAGACUGGGGAGUACUAUAUGUUACAAGAGCAAGUCAGUGAAUAUUUGGGUGUCACCUCUUUCAAGCGUAAAUAUCCAGAUUUAGAACGAAGAGAUCUUUCACACAAGGAGAAACUUUACCUGAGGGAGCUCAACGUCAUUACAGAAACUCAGUGCACAUUAGGUCUGACAGCUCUGAAAAGUGAUGAAGUUAUUGACCUCAUGAUAAAAGAAUAUCCUACCAAGCAUGCAGAGUACUCCAUUAUUCUUCAAGAAAAAGAGCGCCAACGCAUUACGGAUCAUUACAAGGAAUACUCGAUAACUACUGAAGAGAUUCAGAAUGAAGUAUGUGAUCAGGAUGAAACAGGGAAACAACAGAACACACAAAAGGUGGAAGCGAGUAAAGUGCCAGAGUAUAUCAAGAAAGCUGCCAAGAAAGCCGCAGAGUUCAACAGUAACUUAAAUCGAGAGAGGAUGGAAGAGAGAAGAGCUUACUUUGAUUUACAGACGCAUGUAAUCCAGGUACCCCAAGUAAAGUACAAGAUUCUACCUACAGAAACAACUAAAGUAAGCCCCUACCCUGUUUCCCUUAUACCUGGACAAUUUCAGGAGUAUUAUAAGAGGUAUUCCCCUAAUGAACUCCGGUACCUGCCAUUAAACACUGCUUUGUAUGAGCCGCCACUAGAUCCUCUAGACCCGGAACUGCUGGCACUUGAUAGUGAUGGCGAUUCGGAUGAGAUUGAUGAAGGACGUGAAAAGAAGAAAACCAAAUCUUCAGACAGUUCAUCUGGCAAUGUCUCCGAGGGUGAGAAUGCGCAGGAUAUCCAGGAGGAAUCAUUUCAGGGAAAACCAAAGGCAAAAGAAAAAUCCACCCCCAAAAAGGAAGGCACCAAACGUUCUGUAAUGUCCAAAGCGACUGGGUACAAGCCUAAGUCCAUCCCAAAUGCUAUUUGUGGAAUUUGUCUGAAGGGUAAGGACGUCGCCAAGAAGGGAAAAUCCGAAAGGCUUAUACACUGCUCCCAGUGUGAUAACAGUGGUCAUCCUUCAUGUCUGGAUAUGUCACCCGAAUUAGUUGCGGUAAUAAAGAAAUAUCCCUGGCAGUGUAUGGAGUGUAAAACAUGUAUUAUAUGUGGACAGCCUCACCAUGAGGAGGAAAUGAUGUUCUGUGACCACUGUGACCGUGGCUACCACACUUUUUGUGUUGGUCUUGGUGCUCUUCCAUCAGGUCGUUGGAUAUGUGACUGCUGUCAAAAUGUCCCAGCAACGCCAAAAAAAGGAGCGAAAAGGGGCAAAAAUAGUAAAGAAGGAUAAAUCCAUUUUUACUCCUACAUAUCGGAGAAUUGCACAAGCCUUUAAAACGGUGCUACACAACAAAAUACUAUGGCGUGAUCCUUGGAAAGAUCACAUAUGUACCAAUUUUUCACCUUUUUACACCAAAUGAAAUAUUUUAGAAUAUUUUAAUUUUCCUAGCAUGCUAGGACUUCAGGUGAAUGCCCAUCUAUUAUGGGCAAACCGUUGUGCAUUUUGAAAAAUCAACACAAAAAACAUACCUCACACGAAUAGGCUUAAAGUGAAAAAGGCUGUGGUAUGUACUGAUAAUUCCACGCAGCCUACAACCUGCAAGUUGAACUGUCUUUCUUAAUAGCAAACCAUAAAGUGCUAACUUUUAGUUGCACCCUUUGCAUAGCCGCUGUAAUUAACAAUAAUGAAAUCCUUGCUAAGGCUGCUUUCACACUAGCGUUCGGGGCUCCGCUUGUGAGUUCCGUUUGAAGGCUCUCGCAAGCGGCCGUGAACAGAUCCAUACAGCCCCAAUGCAUUCUGAGUGGAUGCGGAUCCGCU